Molecule: messenger RNA, 909 nt
Organism: Penicillium canariense
Lineage: Eukaryota; Fungi; Ascomycota; Eurotiomycetes; Eurotiales; Aspergillaceae
Product: oxygenase MpaB family protein
Exons: 2
Coding region: 1-909 (302 amino acids)
Molecular function (GO): oxidoreductase activity
Source: RefSeq, a predicted model, not a curated record
AUGGGCCGAGCUGGUCGAUCGGCGGAGGCGCUUGGCGGUGGCUGCCGACGGACUGGCAAGCAGCUCGAGGCCACCACAGCCACCGCCUCCACCAACGACUCCGGCCGUCUUCACGCCCUCGAGCAACUCGAGAUCCUCCCCCAAAUUCUCCAAGAGGGCAUCCUCUUCGCGGGUUCAGGGGCCGCCCUCCUGCUGCAAGCCGCGCUCCCCGCCAUCCGCGAGACUGAACACCCAGACGGCGGCCACCAGGCCCUGGCCACCGAGCUCAUCGACGCGCUCCAGGCGCACAUCAGCUACAUCUCCACCCUCGUCUUCGGCACCCGCGCCGAGCGCAAAACCCUGCUGGACCUGCUGCAGCGCGGUGAGACCCCCGGCCUCGGCGGCGGGCGCAACAACCGCUUCGCGCACCACCCCAAGCUGCAGCUGUGGAUGGCGGCCACCCUCUACGCCACCUCGACCGACUUCUACCAGCGCGUCUACGGCCGCGUCGACUACCAGACCGCCCAACGCGGCUACUCGGAGUUCACCCUGUUGAUGAGCUAUCUGGGCGUACCACCCGGCACCUGGCCCGAGACCCGCCAGGCCUUCUGGUCCUACUGGGACGACCAGAUCAGCACGCUGGCGGUGUCGACCGAUGCCGCCCAGUUCGCCAAGGAUUUGCGCGAGAGCACCGAGAUGCCGCGCUGGGUGCAGAAUCUGAAGCCUUUCCUCCGCGCCGUCACCAUCGAGAUGCUCCCGCCUACGCUACGGGAGGCCUAUGGGCUGCGCUCCUCCACGCGCACGCGCUUGCUGUACCGCAGCUGGAUGGGCUUCUCGGUCGCGGUGUACCCGGCCAUGCCGAAUAAGCUGCGCUCGUACCCGCUGAAAUACUAUCAGGAGCGCCUGCGCGAGAAGUUGAACGUGGUUUAA